AUGAAUGAUAUAAUAUUAGAUAAUAACAAAUGUACAUAUCAUACAAAUACAAAGCUAAAACUUUUAUGUUUAGAAUGUAAAUUUAUUCCAUGUUGUAUUCAAUGUAUUUCUAAAGAUGGUGAACACCAUGGUCAUAAAACAAAUUCUAUAGAUUCAAUGGAAACAUCAAAUAUUCUUCAAAUGAUGAAUUUAUUUAAAAAUGAUAUUAUUCCAAAAUUAAAAGAAACAAUAGAAAAUGAAAAAAAAAUAAUUUAUGAAUCUGACAAUAUUUAUAAUGAAAUUAAACAACAAUAUGAAAAUAAUAAAAAUUUAGUAAUAAAUGAAUUUAAUAAAUUUCAUAAAAUACUUCAAAUUCUUCAAUUAGAUAUUGAAAAGCAAUUAGAAACAUCAUUUGACCAAAAUACAUUAAUAAAUACUAUUAUUAAUUCAUCAAAGAAUAAUAAAAAUAAUAAUAAUAAUAAUGAUAGUAAUAAUAAUAAUAAUAAUAAUAAUAAUAAUAAUAAUAAUAAUAAUAAUAAUAAUAAUAAUAAUAAUGAUAGUAAUAAUAAUAAUAAUAAUAAUAAUAAUAAUAAUAAUAAUAAUUAUAAUAAUAAUAAUAAUAAUAAUUAUAAUAAUAAUAAUAAUAAUAAUAAUUAUAAUUAUAAUAAUAAUAGUAAUAGUGAUGAUGAAAAUAAUAAUAUAAUUAAUAAUGAUGAUAUCAUUUAUGGUAUUAAUAUAGAAUCAAUAAGUAAUGAAAUAGAUAAUUUCAAUUAUACUCACUUACAAAAUUGUGAUGAAAAUCAAAUUUAUAACUGGCUUGGAAAUCAAGAAAUUUAUCAAUUAUUGAAAAAAUAUCAACAAUCAUCAUUAAUAGUCAAUAAUAAAAAUAAUAUUAAUAAUUUAAAUAAAUUAAAAGAAUAUAAUAAUCAAUCAAUAGUAUUUAAUAAUCAAAAAAUAGAUGAUAUUAAAAAUAAUUUAAAAUUAGUUUAUGAAUUUGAUAAUAUUAACAACCAAAAUAAUAAAAACAAUUUUAAUAUUAUAGAGAAUAAUAAUAGUAUAAAUAAUAAUAAAAAUGAAAGAUUAAAGAUUGAAAUUGAUGAAAAUAAUUUUAAAUUUAUAAAGAAAAAUUUUGAAAAAAUUUAUAUAUAUUCAGAGAAUAGUGAAUUUUCAGAUUAUCAAGAUAAAGAAGCAAUUGCAUUUGGAGAAGAUUGUGGUAGUUUAUUAAAAUUUAAUUCAAAAACAAAUUUAACGAGUGUUAUGUUAUUAGAUGGGUUUAAAGAAAGUUUAGAACCAGGUGUAUUACCAAAUGGUAUUAAGAAUUUAGAAAUAGGUGAUAUUAAAACACCACUAGUAGUUGGAUCAAUACCAUCAACCAUUACAAGUUUAACGUUUCAUGAUGGAUUUAAUCAAUCAUUAGAACCUGGUAUAUUACUAAAUGGUAUUAAUUAUUUAGAAAUAGGUGAUAUUAAAACACCAUUAGUAGUUGGAUCGAUACCAUCAACUGUUUCAAGUUUAACAUUCCAUGAUGGAUUUAACCAAUCAUUAGAGCCUGAUAUUUUUCCUUCUUAUCCACAAAAUAAUGAAGAUAUGUCAAAUAUAUUGUCAUUUUCAUCCAUCGGAGGUGUAAAAUACUUAACAUUACAUAAUAUUAAAAGUGAACUAAACAUUGGAUCAAUUCCAGAGUCAGUAUCGCGUUUGACACUAAAAGAUGGAUUCUCUCAAACAUUAAAGCCAGGUGUUAUUCCAAGAAGUGUUAAAACUGUAAUAUUACACGAAAUAACAAAACCAUUAAAAAUUGGAUCAAUACCAAAUACAGUUUUAACAAUUAGAUUUUAUAAAGGCUUUAACCAAUUACUUACAGCAGGUAUUAUACCAGAUGGUGUUAAAUCAUUAGAAUUCAACCAAGUUAAGGACCUAUUGAUUGUCGAUUCAAUUCCUAAAUCAAUCUAUUCAUUAUGUUUUGGGUAUGGUUUCAAUCAAAUAAUAUCACCAGGUAUAAUUACUAAUGGAGUGUGCGAGUUACAUUUGGCAGAAAUUAAACAACCAUUAUUAGUGAAUUCAAUACCAAACUCUGUCACCAACUUGAUUAUCAAUAAUGGAUUUAAUCAAUCACUAUCACCAGGAAUCAUUCCAAAUUCAAUAAAGGUAUUAACAUUAGGUUAUGAAAACAUACAAUUAGUUGAAGAAUCAAUACCAAAAACAGUACAAGAAAUUAUUUUAUAUGGUAAAAUUCAACCAUCAUCAUUAGAUAUUUUAUUAUUCCGAUACCAAUUCUCAAAUAUUACAGGAUUAAUUAAUUUCAGAAAUACUUCAAGUUCCUCAAUAAAAUUUCGAAAGGCAGCCAAAAACAAAAGAUUUAAAAUUAUUUUUUAG
Messenger RNA from Dictyostelium discoideum AX4, 2352 nucleotides. RefSeq lists its product as hypothetical. The transcript has 3 exons. The record is from RefSeq and is a predicted model, not a curated record. NCBI's taxonomy places the organism in Eukaryota, Evosea, Eumycetozoa, Dictyosteliales, Dictyosteliaceae. The coding region runs from base 1 to 2352 and encodes 783 amino acids.